UAGAGCAUGCGACAGACAAUUUAAUGCAACUUUUGAUCACACGCAUCAGCCUCUGUGCACCAACGGGAUUAACUUUUGGGAGAAAAAGCUUACAACGAUUUCUGUGUAGCCUAUAACCUGAUUAAUUUUCUUAAUAUAUAUAAUAUAGAUAUAGAUAAAUAUAUGAGAGUGGCAGCUGCCAAGGAUAAAUAAUCGCAAGGUAAAAGCAGCAAUGUCUAUAAUUUAAUGAUAUAUAUAUAUAUAUAAUAUAAUCUAUAUAUGUAUAUAUAUUUGUUUUUAAAAAAUGCGCAUUAUACAGAACAUGUUUUUCCCACAGCAUUAAAAUUAUAACGAUUAAUUUAUUAUCGUGUUUUUUUAUAUGUUUGUAUAUAUAAAUAUAUAUAAACUAUUAUUUAAUUAAGACUACUUUAUUAGCGCAUCGUUGCUUAAUUAACCUAAUUAGUUAUUCUAUAAUAACUUUUUAAAAUCUUGGGGUUAUUUCUGAGCAGUCGCUUUACGCUUUUGGUUUAAUCCCGGUAAAAAAAAUGAAGCAUUUGAAAUGUGUCCUCCUGUUGGCCAUCGUGGCAAAUUUUUGGGAAUGUAGUGAAUUCAAAUUCGGCGAGAAAGGAGAGUUAAGUCCAAGGAGGAAGAGAUGUUACGAUGGAAGUCUGCCGAAACGCUUGAAGAAGAAGGAGAGAAAACUGUCACUGGAAGGAAGCAGCGGAGAUGAGUUUUGUCACGGGCUUUAUCCUCGCAUGUCCUGCUGUACGUCCAGGAGGGCUCCGUUUCAGAUACUCCACCGGAGAGAUGCACGGGUCUUCUCAACCAAUAACACUGAGUGUUCUAGGCUGCUCCAGGAGAUUAAGUGUGCCCAUUGCUCACCACAUGCCCAGAUGCUCUUCCAUUCACCCAAACUUGACAAAGGACCACACAGAGAACAAAACCUUCCCCGUUUAUGCCACGACUACUGUCAAGAGUUCUACUACACCUGCCGUGGGCAUGUACCAGAACUGUUCCAAGCCGACGUGGAUGAGUUCUGCCAGUACUAUGGGAGAAGGGACGGAGGCCUGUGCUUUCCAGAUUUUCAACGAAAGCAAUUGCGCAGAGAUUCUAACUACUUGUUAGAUGAUAACAUGGAAGUGACAAACAGAAAACAUAAACACAACUGCUACUGUGCUCAGGAGAUCCUUAGUGGUCUUCGACAGUCGGUUGGUGUGGUACAUUGUGGGGAUGGGUCACAGCGCCUUUUCAUUUUGGAGAAGGAAGGCUUUGUCCGAAUCCUAACACAUGAUAUGGAGCUCUUAAAAGAACCUUUUCUGGACAUUCGUAAGCUGGUCCAAAGUGUCAUAAAGGGAGGAGAUGAAAGGGGCUUGCUAAGCCUUGCAUUCCAUCCCAAUUAUAAGAAAAAUGGAAAGCUCUUCGUCUCCUACACAACCAAACAAGAGCGCUGGGCGGUUGGACCACACGACCACAUUCUUCGCGUAGCCGAAUACACAGUGUCCAGGAAAAAUCCCAACCAGGUGGACACGAGGACUACCCGAAUUCUAAUGGAAGUAGCAGAGCUCCACCGCAAGCAUCUGGGAGGGCAGCUUCUGUUUGGGCCUGAUGGGCUUCUGCACAUAUUUUUAGGCGAUGGCAUGAUCACUUUGGACGAUAUGGAGGAGAUGGACGGUCUGAGUGAUUUCACAGGAUCCGUCCUUAGGGUGGAUGUGGACACGGAUUUUUGUAAUUCUCCCUACUCUAUACCCAGAAACAACCCCUAUUUCAACAGCACCAAUCAGCCCCCUGAAAUCUUUGCCCAUGGACUGCAUGACCCGGGAAGGUGUGCAGUAGAUAAGUUUCACAUGGACACCAAUGGAAGUCUGCUGAUCCUGUGCACGGACACUGUUGGCAAAAAUACAACAACAGGCAGGAUCCUGCAGGUCAUCAAAGGGAAAGACUACGAAAAUAAGCCAUCUAUGUUUGACUUGGGGUCAAACGGAGGUGCAACACCAAUCGGUGGAUUCAUCUACAGAGGGUGUCAGUCAAGAAGACUUUAUGGAAGUUAUGUAUUUGGAGAUAAAAAUGGGAACUUCAGAAUUCUCCAGAGGCCUUCAGAAGACAGAUUGUGGCAAGAGAAGCCUCUUUGUCUUGGUAGUAGCAGCUCCUGUGGUUCCUCGCUAGUAGGCCACAUCCUGGGGUUUGGCGAAGAUGAAUUAGGUGAGGUCUACAUCCUUGCCUCCAGCAAAAGCAUGGCAACACAAUCACACAGCGGAAAGCUCUACAAGUUGGUGGAUCCCAAAAGGCCACAGGUCCCUAAGGAGUGCAGACGGCUUGUAGAAGAUCCAGAGAUGCUUAGCUCGGCUUGUUCCCGUGAAUGCAAGAAUGGCCAUUGUACACCCACUGGCAAGUGCUGCUGUAGUCCUGGCUGGGAGGGCCCCUUCUGCUUACGAGCCAAGUGUGAACCCGCCUGUCGCAAUGGUGGGGUCUGUGUGGAGCCCAACAAGUGUCUCUGCAAGGAAGGUUUCUCAGGCACCCAAUGUGAGAUAGGGGAGCGAGGCACACAAGAGUAUGGUGAGAAAGACAGCUUCCUGGGGCACAUAAUUGACAUGACAUCUUACCUGCUGGACCUCACCAGUUAUAUCCUAUAAAGAGCUAGGAAGGGUGAAAAUGCACUCUACUCCAGUUUGCAGACUGAAUGUUAAGGAGGCAUUUCAGAGUUUGCCUUCAGGACACCAUCCCCGAUCUCCAACUGCCCCUCAUCUGAUUCUCCUCUCCCACCACUGUUCUCUUUCAUAAGCCACAGGCUUUUGAUCUUCAAGCUCUCCUGCACCAUCUCCACUUCUCAACCCUAUGCAGAAAUACACACAUAAAAGAAUAACAGGGUGGCCGAACCUCACCACGCAUAGCUGAAGGGAUCACAUGUUGGAGGUACAACAUAGGAUUUCCUGGAAUUUUAGAGGUUAUUCUGCUGGUUGCAACCCACAGUAUUUUACAGCUGGUAUGGUGCAUAAAGUCUGAUCCACUUUAAAGUCAACUGUCCCUGCAACAAAAACUGCCAGAGGACUCAGAAAGCACUGGAAGCCCUACAUGAUACCAACUCAGAUGUUACAUGGGCACCAGGUUGUACUACAGGACUCUAGAAAUGGAAGGCUAAUCAGUAUUUCAGGGGCUUUUGCUGCAUGUGAAGCAUAGCAAAGCUCAUUUAGGGAGGUCAAAUGGACAGUCUACCAAACUGAACUGCACCAUAACAAAAAUAUCACUAUGGAUUCACAGGUUGUUUGAAAAACGGGGGAAGUAGUAUCAGAGAAUCUGCUGUCAAUACAGCAUGCCACAAUACAACUUUAUCUAGCAGGUCUGAGUAGAACUGGAGAAUGGGACUUGAUGCCAGUUUACAUGCCGUUUAUAAAAAGGAUCUGCUAUAAUGUCUUCAAUCUUCUUGAUAUAUUUGCUGAAACGAUCAGUGAGGGUCGUGCAAAGUCAAAACUGAAUAUUGGUUGUAUCCCAUUGAUGUUUAGUUUAGAUGAAAACAUAAAGUGAAAUCAUUAAGGAUGUUUUGACAGUCACUUUGAUUAAUUUAAUACAUAUGACCAGUUGGAGAUGAUGUGGUUUGGAAAAUACUCUUAUGAGGGCACUGCUCUGGUUAAAGUUGCAGUAUCAGUAUCAGUAGCAAUACUAUUUUUCUAUAGUUGUUCAUGACCAAGCACGCUGCUUUCAUUGCAAAAUGUAUAUCUUAUCACAUUUUAAAAUGUUCAUAUACUGUAUCUUGUUUAUGUGUAAAGUAAAAAAAAAAAUUCAUAUGGAAGGCCCUCUUAAGGUGGUUUUAAACAAAUAACAUCACAAUAAUCUCACUGGUUGCAAGUUUCAUUUAUUGUUCACCAUGACAGUUUCUGAAUUUGUAUUUUAUUUUAAACAUUUUUGAAAACCACAAACCAUAUUCAGUUUUGUCAUUUACAAAAGGGAACAAGACUGGUGACUGGUGUACAUUUCACAUGGUACUGUACUGAGAAGAGUACUACUUAGACUUGGCAUUGUUUUGAAAGAGGUUGGUUUAUUUUUUUAAGGAAUAAUAUAUGAGAGAGGAGUAUGUAAGCAGUUUUGCAUAAAACUUGUAAAUUCCUUUAAUGUAUUUUACUUAUAGAUACUUACAUAAAUCCAUUGAAGAUAUGAUAUAUCAAAUUCUAAUUUAAAGAUAUAACAUAAUUCUCUCAAUAUCAAGAGUAUUUUGACAGAAAUAAAAUUAAACAUAGAUCUUUCUUUCAGACUUGUUUCAGUGUUGAUUCUCUAAAACGAGGCUCAAGCUAUAAUUUUAGAGCCGGUUAUUCUUUUUAGUCAACCAAGAGCUCAUGAAUGAGUAGAAGAUUAUACAAGAGUGAUGUCAAGAUGUUAUCAAGAUUCCAUAGCAUCCCUCCAAAGUAAAACUUUUUUUUUUAUACAUAUACAUUAGGAGCUCUUGGUUGAGCUCCUACCAAUAGAUGAACUAGCAAAAUGCACUAUCACUCAAGUUAUCCCAUGCUUUAUCAUAUUUCCUCAUCAAAUAAGCUGUAUUUGUUUAAGCACACCAUUUUUAUUUCCUGAUUCAAAAUAGGAGAAACUAGACAAUGGGACCGUCAAUGCAUUCUGUUGAUCAGCUUUAGGCUAAUUUGUAACCAGUUAGAUUCAUUUUUUUUCAAACUACCCUUUCUUUGAUGUGCUUCUUGUAAGAGUGAGUCAUUUGUUCUUCAAGGUCACCUCUAGGAGUGAGGUGUACUCAUGUAUCUUCACUAAUUUCUCCCACAGAAAAGUAUACCAUCAGCAAACCACAAGUGUUUAUUACUUUCUAGUCUGUGCAUUUUUAACAUUCUUUGUUACGGUAAGUGCGAGGAAUCCAUGCUGUAAAUCUUCUCUAUAAUUUUUAGCACUUAAUGUGAAACCUGCAUUGGAGCUGCUGGGAAGGUGUCAUGUGAAUAGAGUAUCCCUGUUUCUUUUAUUAUUUAAGUAGUUACACCUUCAAGUUAUUUAAGUUGUCUACAAUGUUUUUACUGUUGUAUGUGAAAAAAUAUGAUCAUUUAUUGUAAAUAAAACUAGGGUAAUCUGAGAUUCUUCUCAGAAAUAUCAAUAUGUUUAUUAAAGUUUAU
Messenger RNA from Xyrauchen texanus (razorback sucker), 5075 nucleotides. RefSeq names its product hedgehog-interacting protein-like. The coding region runs from base 525 to 2609 and encodes 694 amino acids. The transcript has 13 exons. NCBI's taxonomy places the organism in Eukaryota, Metazoa, Chordata, Actinopteri, Cypriniformes, Catostomidae. The record is from RefSeq and is a predicted model, not a curated record.